GUGCUUAUCAAAUGUUUCUUCAGGCUGCCAGUGCGGAGAAAGACAGCGAGAUGCGGGCAACUAACUUAUAAGGUACUGUAGGAAAAAGUGCCGCAAGAUGACGACGGAAGUGAUCAACGUAAGUUCGUUCCAUUACACAAGUAACUUUCAGCUUGCACAGCCUGCUCUCAAUCAACCUCUACUAGUUCACAACUCUCCGCGCCCCCAACACAUCGAGAUUCCUUGUCCGUCGUUACCCUCGUUAUCGCUGCCCGUGUCCUACGCCGUUCGUCUGAACAGCUUGUACCAUCUAUUCUCGACGUUGCGCAGUCCUACGUAGGAUCGACCUCUUCCCCACGUUCGCCCAGCCCGUCGGCUUCCGACUUACACACUUAACAGCGAACGCUGCUGCCUGUCUACAGAUUCCGACCUGAAGUGGAGAAUACACAGUACCUCAGAAAAGGAGUUGAGGGAGCAGAAUAAUACAUCAAGAUGCCAUUCGGUAUCAACAACCCACUGCCCGCUUCCAUGCGGAGCGAGUGCAAGAAAGCCGGCAAGAUUCUAGCAUCGUUCGUCGACCCCAGACAGAGCUUUGGCCCUGAUAAGAUCAUCCCCCCUCAGAUCUUGGGCAAUGCAAAGGGCCUUGCCGUCCUGACCGUCUUCAAAGCUGGCUUCCUAGGAUCAGGCCGACUCGGCUCGGGUAUCGUGGUAGCGCGACUGGCAGACGGUACAUGGUCAGCACCGUCAGCCAUUGCAACAGCCGGCGGUGGUUUCGGAGGUCAAAUAGGUUUCGAACUGACCGACUUCGUCUUCAUCCUUAACGAUGCCGCUGCCGUCCGCGCUUUCUCCCAGUCAGCCUCAGUCACACUCGGUGGUAACGUCAGUAUCGCAGCCGGUCCUGUCGGUCGCAACGCAGAAGCCGCAGGCGCGGCGAGUCUAAAAGGUGUAGCCGGCGUCUUCUCAUACAGCAAAACCAAAGGCCUAUUCGCAGGCGUCAGUCUGGAAGGUAGCGUGCUGAUCGAGCGAAAAGAUGCCAACGAAAAGCUCUACGGCGGCAGGGUCUCAGCACGACAGUUGCUCGAAGGCGCCAUCAGACCACCCCCAGCAGCCGAUCCGCUAAUGAGAGUGCUAAAUACACGCGCUUUCUCGGGCGCCGGGUACAGCGAUGCAAUGUACAACGACGUGCCCAUCUACGAUGAUGCACACGACGACGUCGUCUGGGAGGGACGAACCGGCGAAGCAUUCGGUGCGAGUACUCGCAACAACCGCUCAUCAACCGUUGGAUCUCGAGACCAGUCAGACAACUACGAAUACCGCGAUAACCCUCGUCGCGCAAAUACCUGGGCCGACGAUGUAUACGACCGAGUACCAGGACGAACCGAGAGUUUCCAAAAUACUCCGACCGGCAAUAGAAGUCGGUCAAGCACCCUGCAAAACGACGAGUACACAUAUUCCGACCGGAAACCGACCAGACCUACGGCGCCGAAACCGGUCUUCAAACAGCGCACAGGAUCUGUGGGACCGAAUCAGGCGAUAGCGCUGUUCACAUUUGAUCCAGACCAAGAUGGGGAUCUGGGAUUCAAGAAAGGCGAUAUCAUCACCAUUCUUAAAAGGACGGAAAACAAAACGGAUUGGUGGACGGGACGGACGCAGGAUGGGAAGACUGGCGUUUUCCCUUCGAAUUAUGUCGAGACCACGACUUGAUUUCUUUAAGAAUAGGCCAGGGGUACUUGUUCUCGAAACAGCUUGAUACCCAGUUUUUGUUCCUUGAUGUCUGGCUCAUCUAGCGUUGGAGUUUAGUAUAUACAAAAUGCAAGCAUGUUAAUCAAUCUUGAGAUUGAUGAACGUUAACACAGUUAUAU
Molecule: messenger RNA, 1841 nt
Organism: Exophiala viscosa
Lineage: Eukaryota; Fungi; Ascomycota; Eurotiomycetes; Chaetothyriales; Herpotrichiellaceae
Exons: 3
Coding region: 472-1683 (403 amino acids)
Biological process (GO): actin cortical patch localization; regulation of ruffle assembly; actin filament bundle assembly
Cellular component (GO): ruffle membrane; actin cortical patch
Molecular function (GO): phosphatidylinositol binding; actin filament binding
Source: RefSeq, a predicted model, not a curated record